AAGAAGAAGAAGAAGCACCUCCCAUUCAACAUGGCGACGUAGAGGGACGUCCACGCUUGUUUGUUGACAUUUAUUUAAAAACUAUAAUUAAAGCCGCACUAGUAGAUUCACAGCUUGUACAACUAUGUCGAGACUCAUCGUUAAAAACCUCCCUAACGGGAUGAAGGAGGAGAGGUUCAGGUCCAUGUUCGCUGCCUUCGGCACGGUGACAGACUGCACUCUGAAGUUCACAAAAGACGGCAAGUUCCGCAAGUUCGGCUUUGUGGGUUUUAAAGCCGAAGAAGACGCGACCAGAGCCCUGAAGCAUUUCAACAAGAGCUUCGUGGACACAUCCAGAGUGACGGUGGAGAUGUGUAAAGCGUUUGGAGACCCCACUAAAGCCAGAGCCUGGAGUAAACACACUCAGAGCUCAGGACAGGACAAACCCUCUGCUCCUGUUGACACUGAGGGGAAAAAGAAAAAGAAACAGAAAAAGGAAACCAACAGUGCACUGGGAAAUCUGGAGGAAGAACAGGAAUUCAAGGAGUUUCUGUCAGUGCAUCAGAAUCGAAGCCAAGCACAGACCUGGGCGAAUGACACUGAUCCUGACAGUGGACGGGCAAAGACUCAGAGCAAGAAGAAACCUGCUUCAGAUGAUUACCUCAACUUUGAUUCAGACCAGUCAGAGGAAGAGGAUGAGGUUGAGGAAGAAGAAUGUGAUGAGGAUGAAGGUGAAGGUGCAGCUAAAGAAGCAGCUGGCUUGUCAGAUAUGGACUACCUGCGCUCAAAGGUGACACGAACAGAGGACAUGAUGGAGGAGAGUGAAGAGAAAGACGAUGGUGACGAUGAAGAAGAGGAUGAUGCACCUGUGCAGCACACAGACAGCGCCUACGAGAGUGGUGACAGAGAAAACGUCUCAAAGACCAAAACUGCAGUUUCCUCUGAGGAUAUGAAAGUGAAGAAAACUGCCAAGCAGGAGAUGGAGCCGACGACAGAGUUCACAGUGAAGCUCAGAGGAGCUCCAUUCAAUGUUAAAGAGCAACAAAUUCGAGAGUUCAUGACCCCACUGAAGCCUGCAGCAAUCCGGAUUGGAAAGAACGAAAGCGGAAAUAGAACAGGUUAUGUAUAUGUGGACUUGCGUUCUGAAGAAGAGGUGCAAAAGGCCUUGAAGAAGAAUAAAGACUACAUAGGAGGGCGUUACAUUGAGGUCUUCAGUGUGGAUGUCUCUGGGGGUAAAGGCAAGAGGGACAGAAAGGACAAAGAAAUUGACAGAAACUUCACCAGGAAACUCAAAGAGGAUGAGGAGGAGGAAGAUGUUUCUGAGUCGGGUCGACUCUUCGUCAGAAACCUUCCCUACACCUGCACAGAGGAAGAUAUCAAAGAGCUGUUUGCUAAACACGGUCCUUUAUCGGAGGUGCUCUUCCCUAUUGACAAUCUAACCAAGAAACCUAAAGGCUUCGCUUUUGUAACCUACAUGAUACCAGAGAAUGCUGUGUCAGCUCUCGCUCAGCUGGACGGACAUGUUUUUCAGGGUAGAAUGCUUCACCUCCUUCCCUCCACAGUGAAGAAGGAAAAGGCUGAAUCCUCGGAUGCUGGUGGUCCUGGCUCGUCGACUUACAAACGGCAAAAAGAUGCUAAAAAUAAAGCUUCAAGUUCCAGCUCACAUAACUGGAACACCCUGUUUCUGGGUACAAGUGCAGUGGCAGACGCCAUUGCUGAAAAAUACAACACCACCAAAAGCCAAGUCCUCGACCAUGAGUCAAAGGGAAGCGUUGCAGUGAGGAUGGCUCUGGGAGAGACACAGAUUGUCCAGGAGACUCGACAGUUCCUGCUGGACAACAGUGUCAGUCUGGAUUCCUUCAGUCAGGCAGCAGCAGCAAGAAGCACAACUGUGAUCCUGGUGAAAAACCUUCCGGCUGGAGUGACGGUGUCGGAGCUCGAACAGCUCUUCUCACCUCAUGGGUCUUUGGGCCGAGUGCUGCUGCCACCUUCAGGACUCACCGCCAUCAUCGAGUUCUUAGAGCCAAGUGAAGCAAAACGAGCCUUCACGAGGCUGGCAUACAGCAAGUUCCAUCACGUCCCGUUAUAUUUGGAGUGGGCACCUGUCGGAGUGUUUGUGGCAGCCAAACCAGAACCAGUAUUAGACAAAGAGGAGGCAGUGAAAGAGGAGAAGAAGAAGGAAGAGGAGGAGGAGGACGAUGAAGAAGAGGAGGAGGAAUCUGCUCCAGGUUCUACACUUUUCAUUAAGAAUCUAAAUUUCAGCACAAAGGAGGAUAAACUACAGGAGACAUUCUCCAAAUGUGGCAAAGUCACUUCCUGUACCAUCUCCAAGAAAAAAGAUAAAACAGGUAAAAUGCUGUCCAUGGGAUACGGUUUUGUCCAGUAUCAGACAGCAGAGGCAGCACAGAAGGCUCUGAGGCAGCUGCAGCACUGUACUGUGGAUGAUCACCAGCUAGAGCUGAAGAUAUCUGAGAAAGCCACAAGAACAACUGAAGUGACACGCAAGAAGAAGCAAGCUGAGAAGAAGCAGACAGGAUCUAAGAUCCUCGUGCGCAAUGUACCCUUCCAGGCCAGUGUCAGGGAAGUUCGAGAACUCUUCUGUACAUUUGGAGAGCUGAAGACUGUCCGUCUUCCAAAGAAAGCAGCUGGUUCAGGGAAACACAGAGGCUUUGGUUUUGUUGAUUUCCUCACCAAACAGGAUGCUAAGAAAGCUUUUGCUGCCCUGUGCCACAGCACACAUUUAUAUGGGAGACGUCUUGUGCUGGAGUGGGCUGAUGCUGAGGAAACUGUGGAGACACUGAGACGGAAAACAGCAGAACAUUUUCAUGUGUCUGCCAAAAAGCUGCGAAAAGCAGAAGUUUUGGAAGGAAUUCUGGAGACGAUGGAAACUGAAGGAGCUGUGGAAGACUGAGGUCUCUAAAUGCUGUGGUGCUUCCUGAAAACCUAAUCACAACCCUGACCAGUGAUCCUGCGUUGUUCUCUGUCAACAAGGCUGUGAACAAAAUAUGGACCUGAAGGGCAUCUGCUGGAGUAGAAAAAUUACCAGUGUAUUAGCAGGUCCUAGUUUUCCUCUGAAUUUCCUACAUCACAUGUUUUGUAUAGAAACCAUACGUCAAAGAGACAUGAUGGGACUGUUGUCAAUUUUUAUAUAAAGAUUUAUUUCAUUGUUUCAAA
Messenger RNA from Amphiprion ocellaris (clown anemonefish), 3153 nucleotides. RefSeq names its product RNA binding motif protein 19 (gene rbm19). The transcript has 24 exons. Bases 125 to 2890 code for a protein of 921 amino acids. Gene Ontology annotation, molecular function: RNA binding. The record is from RefSeq and is a predicted model, not a curated record. NCBI's taxonomy places the organism in Eukaryota, Metazoa, Chordata, Actinopteri, Pomacentridae.